This is a messenger RNA of Striga hermonthica, 252 nucleotides long. NCBI's taxonomy places the organism in Eukaryota, Viridiplantae, Streptophyta, Magnoliopsida, Lamiales, Orobanchaceae. The record is from the annotation of a GenBank genome assembly.
AACUAUGUCCUCAACGGACUGAGUAACGAGUUGUACAAUGUGUAUAGCUCGGUUGGCUCUGCCAAGGAGCUUUGGGAUGCCUUGGAGAAGAAAUACAAAACUGAGGAUGCCGGGGCGAAGAAAUUCGUCGUCGGCAAAUUUCUGGAAUUCAAGAUGGUCGACACUAAGACCGUCGUGUCUCAAGUGCAAGAGUUCCAACUCAUCUUGCACGACAUUCAUGCUGAAGGGAUGUCUCUGAGCGAGUCAUUCCAA